AUGUAUAUUCGUGUGAAGCGCAUGAAAGCCACUUACUUUAUCAAAUGUGAUCCGACAAAGACUGUUUUGGAUGUUAAGCAAAAGUUGUUUACCGUCAUUGAGCAACCAGAUAGUAACCAGCGUCUUGUCUUAAUGUCUACUGAAGAAGUGUCACAGGAUUCCAAAAUUUCUUAA
Eruca vesicaria subsp. sativa (arugula) is the source of this 174-nucleotide messenger RNA. Lineage: Eukaryota; Viridiplantae; Streptophyta; Magnoliopsida; Brassicales; Brassicaceae. The record is from the annotation of a GenBank genome assembly.